CUUAUUAAACACAAGAGAUAUCGUGCCCUGAGAAACCCAUUAUAAACUUUGUCUGUGGGAGAACAGAUCUCUUCCUGAAACCCGGGACAGCCAUCUCAGAGAAGAGGACAUGGGGAGCCAUCACGCCAAAGAGAAAAGCCCUCGGGGUUUUGAUGCAGACCGAGAUGCCAAAAAGCUGUACAAAGCCUGCAAAGGAAUGGGGACGGAUGAGGCGGCCAUCAUUGAAGUCUUGUCAAUCAGGACAUCGGAGGAGAGGCAGCAGAUAAAGCAGAAGUACAAGGCGAAGUACGGCAAGGACUUAGAGGAAGUGCUCAAGAGUGAACUGAGUGGAAACUUCGAGAAGACAGCCUUGGCCCUUCUGGAUCGCCCCAAUGAGUACGCCGCCCGGCAGCUGCAGAAAGCCAUGAAGGGCAUGGGCACCGAUGAAGCUCUGCUCAUAGAGAUUCUGUGCACCAGGAGCAAUAAGGAAAUUGUCGCCAUCAAAGAAGCCUACCAAAAGCUAUUUGGCAAGAGCCUUGAAACUGAUGUCAAAGACGAUACAAGUGGAAAUCUGAGAAAGAUUCUGGUGUCCCUGCUACAGGCCAGUCGAGAUGAAGACGAUACCGUGGACAAAGAUCUGGCUGGUCAGGAUGCCAAAGACUUGUAUGAUGCAGGGGAAGGCCGCUGGGGUACGGACGAGCUUGCCUUCAAUGAGGUCCUGGCCAAGAGGAGCUACAAGCAGUUGCGUGCUACCUUUCAAGCAUAUCAGAUUCUCAUUGGCAAAGCCAUGGAAGAAGCCAUCGAAGAAGAGACAUCGGGAGACUUGAAGAAGGCUUAUUUAACUAUAGUGAGAUGUGCCCAGGACCUCGAGGGCUAUUUUGCUGACCUACUGUACAAGGCCAUGAAGGGGAUGGGGACAGACGAGGAGACGCUAAUUCGCAUCAUUGUGACCAGGGCUGAGGUAGACCUUCAGGGGAUAAAAGCCAAGUUCCAGGAGAAGUAUCAGAAGUCUCUCUCGGACAUGGUUCGCUCGGACACCUCUGGGGACUUCCAGAAGCUGCUGGUGGCUCUUUUGCACUGAGUCAAGCCAGAGCAACAGGAAUUCCGGCAAAGGCCACGUCAUCAGGAUUCGUCAACGUAACACAUCAAAUGCACAAAUGGGGCUUUUACGUGAAACCCUUCACCUCCUGGUUUGUGUCCUCG
Messenger RNA from Peromyscus eremicus (cactus mouse), 1182 nucleotides. It is a transcript of the gene Anxa13, whose product is annotated as annexin A13. Gene Ontology annotation, cellular component: cytoplasm. Bases 110 to 1060 code for a protein of 316 amino acids. The record is from RefSeq and is a predicted model, not a curated record. Gene Ontology annotation, molecular function: calcium ion binding; calcium-dependent phospholipid binding. Lineage: Eukaryota; Metazoa; Chordata; Mammalia; Rodentia; Cricetidae. The transcript is spliced from 11 exons.